Molecule: messenger RNA, 421 nt
Organism: Ricinus communis (castor bean)
Lineage: Eukaryota; Viridiplantae; Streptophyta; Magnoliopsida; Malpighiales; Euphorbiaceae
Product: phytosulfokines
Exons: 2
Coding region: 7-294 (95 amino acids)
Biological process (GO): cell population proliferation
Cellular component (GO): extracellular region
Molecular function (GO): growth factor activity
Source: RefSeq, a predicted model, not a curated record
CCUUCCAUGUUUCAUACUACCUUGACAUUAACUAUACAUUGCAACAACAUUAAUAUGGCUAACAAGGUCACCGCCACCUUCUUCAUAAUAGCCUUCCUUUUCAUCUCCUUCACUCUCACCAAAGCCGUCCGGCCGGAGCCUUUCGCUAAAUACCCGAAUGCCGUCGCAGAAAUCCGGGAUGAGGAUGAUGGUCAAGCCGAGACUUGCGAGGGCGAAGGCAAGGAAGAUUGCUUGAUGAGGAGAACGCUUGCAGCUCACAUUGAUUAUAUCUAUACCCAGAAAACCAAUCCAUGAAUGAUAUUGUUCUUUUAAAUUAUCAGUUCUCUUUUUCUUUGAUUUUUGUCUUUCCUGUACGUAAAUAGAGCAGCCACAUUACAUUAUUAAUUUCAGGGCUCUUAUAUAUAUUCUAAAUUUUAUUAUA